AUGACCAGGGGUGCUUGGAUGCGUCGGCAGCAAGAUGAAGGCUUGAAAUUCUGGUUCGCACCCCGAGAGAACGAGAAGCCAUUUACCGAAUCCGAGCGGGCGCAGAGAUGGCGACUGUCGCUGGCCUCUCUGCUCUUCAUCACCGUCCUGCUCUCUGAUCACUUGUGGUUCUGCGCCGAGGCGAAACUGACGCGAACCCGAGACAAGCGGUCGGACGAGGGGCUUGCGAUCACGGACACGGGCGAGUACCCAAACCCCCUCCGACACCAACACCAACACCACCACCACCACCACCACCACCACAUCCCACCACCCGAACCCCAUCGCCUCGCCAGAGAGCAAAAUGUUAUUUUUCUAGGGAAUUCUACCAAACCUCUGUGGCGAAUGGACACCUGUCACCCCGGCAGCGUGUCCAAAGACUGCUUCACUUUCACGGACGCGGAGACCGCGUGUCUGGGCCUCUCCGGCGGAGCGGAUGACGGGACGCAGCUGGCGUACGUGAAUCUGAGCGAUUUGUACCUUUCUUUUUGUAAUUCCUACUCACUUUUGGAUUUGUUUUACGGGUUUACCAGUCCGGACUAUAUUAACUGCACCCUGGAUAUGGCCGUGGAGGUCGAUCUGCCGGGAUGCCGCGAGUGUGUGCGGGGUUAUCAGCGUCUGGACCGGCAGGCGGAAGAGGACUACCGGGAGUUUGAGCUGCUGGUCCAGAAAUACGAGACGGAUGCGUACUCGGUCAGGACGUGCAUGGAGGAAUGUAAGAUGGUGUAUAAGCCCUGGCUGUGUUCUCAGUACUUCCAGACCACCCAGAUGCACUGCACUAAGCGGAUCCCCUGUGGCCAGUACUGUCUGGAGGUGCAGCAGCGGUGCCCCUUCAUUCUGCCCGACAAUGACGAUCUCAUACACGGAGGCAGCCCCAGUUUUAUAUGCACAGGGCUGCUGGAGGACUAUCCGUCAGGCAUGGACCCCAGCGCAGAGUGCUGUGACGUGCGGUGGGACUUAAAAGCCGACAACCGUUCCCGGGGCACCCUGAAAAGAACUCACCCGCCAUGCCAGCAUCGUACCUCCCUCAGCUCCUCGGCAGCCUGCAGACUGUGUAACAGCCGGCUCAAACUCUGCCUGCUGGUCCUUGUCCUCCUACACACUGUCGCCAGCCUCACUGCAUCCCACAAUGCAACGGGACUGGGCCUCCCCGCCAUCACGCCUCUGGAGGAGAGCCCCGCCAAUGAAGAGUGA
Messenger RNA from Lampris incognitus (smalleye Pacific opah), 1233 nucleotides. It is a transcript of the gene nalf1b, whose product is annotated as NALCN channel auxiliary factor 1. The record is from RefSeq and is a predicted model, not a curated record. Gene Ontology annotation, biological process: calcium ion import across plasma membrane. Gene Ontology annotation, molecular function: stretch-activated, monoatomic cation-selective, calcium channel activity. The transcript has 3 exons. Gene Ontology annotation, cellular component: plasma membrane. Lineage: Eukaryota; Metazoa; Chordata; Actinopteri; Lampriformes; Lampridae. Bases 1 to 1233 code for a protein of 410 amino acids.